Helobdella robusta is the source of this 1410-nucleotide messenger RNA. RefSeq lists its product as hypothetical. The record is from RefSeq and is a predicted model, not a curated record. Gene Ontology annotation, molecular function: DNA binding; nucleosome binding; histone binding. The transcript is spliced from 10 exons. The annotation marks the transcript as partial. NCBI's taxonomy places the organism in Eukaryota, Metazoa, Annelida, Clitellata, Rhynchobdellida, Glossiphoniidae. Gene Ontology annotation, cellular component: FACT complex; nucleus.
CAGAAUUCUGGAAAAUUGAAAUUCCAGUCAAACAACAUAACAUUCAAAAAUGUGAAGACUGGUAAAAUUGAUCAAUAUCAAAUUAAUGAUUUGGAACAAGCAUUCUGGCUAACCAGAGCAAGAUGCAACUGCCUGAAAAUUGUUCUGAAGCCUGGAUUAACUUAUAAAUUUGAUGGAUUUCGAGAAAGCGACUUUGAGAAAGUUUCGGAAUUUAUAAAAAAAAAUUAUGAUUUGAAGCUAGAAAAAAAAGAUUCUGCCCUGAAAGGGUGGAAUUGGGGAAAUGCUAAAUUUAAUGGAAACACAUUGGAUUUUCAAAUAGAGAAUGCAACAGCGUUUGAGAUACCCUUAACAAAUAUAUCUCAUAGCUUAGCUUCAAAAAACGAGGUAACAAUAGAGUUCCAUCAAAAUGAUGACGCUCCUGUAUCGUUAAUGGAACUGAGGUUCCAUAUACCAUCAGACUCCGCGGCAGAUGUUGACCCCAUAACAGAAUUCCAUAAUAGCAUAAUGUCUAAAGCAGAUGUUGUGCAAGCAACUGGUGAUGCAAUCACCAUUUUCAACGUACACUGUCUUACACCAAGGGGUAAUUAUGAAAUUAAAAUUUUCCCUUCUUUCUUACAACUCCAUGGCAAAACAUUUGAUUAUAAAAUACCUUACACGACGAUAUUGCGACUGUUCCUACUGCCACACAGAGAUGGAAGACAGUUUUAUUUCAUGGCAAAUCCCCCUAUAAAACAAGGGCAAACGAGAUAUCAUUUCUUAAUAUUGCUCUUCAAUAGAGAAGUUGAAACUACUCUGGAGUUAUCUCUAACUCAACAAGACAUUAAUGAAAAAUACGAUGGAAAAUUGCAAAAAGAAAUGUCAGGUCCUGAGCAUGAAGUAAUAAGUCGCAUCAUGAAAGUUCUUGUCAAUAAAAAAAUUACAGUACCUGGUUCAUUUUUGGGGCAUACAAGAACCCACUCAAUAUCAUGUUCUUACAAAGCGGCCACCGGUUCUUUAUAUCCUCUUGAAAGAGGUUUUGUAUUUGUUCACAAGCCACCAAUCCAUGUAAGAUUUGAUGAAAUAUCUGUUGUCAAUUUUGGAAGAAGUGCUGGCAGUACGAGAUAUUUUGACUUUGAUGUUGAAACUACAUCUGGACCUGUCUAUAAUUUUGUUGGAAUUGAAAAGGACGAAUAUGGUCAACUGUUUGAUUUUGUGAAGCAGAAAAAUCUGAGGGUGAAAAAUGUCGACAAAACGGAUGAAAAGUCGGUUCCAGUUUAUGGAGAUGAUAUGGAAGAAUCUGACGAUGAUGAUCGAGUGCAUAAUGCUUACAUGGAAAAGAUGAAAUCCCAGAGGCAGGACAAAGAUGCUGAUGAAGAUGACGAUGAGUCAGGUAUUAAACAUUUUCCGUUUUUACCCAUUAUAAUUUAUUAA